ACGGUCUCCUUCGCAAAGGUGGUCGAUGCGCCGCCCGGCGAUAUUCCGCUCAUCGAAGUGACACUUAGAAAAUCAUUCUCUCAAUUUUAUUAAACCACCUUGGCCUGAAUUUAGACUAUAAUCGCACCGUGACGAAAGCCAUAUCAAUCGAAUCUCACGACUGACAUGUUCGACGUGUGUCGAUCUUUCGAGCAUUCAAAAUCUACCUACCCUUCCCCCGCCCGCCCUUCUCCAGAUUACUGCACUGCUCCCUAGGACGCGUGGUAUCCCUCGACGCGUCAGUCACGGAGACAUCCGACGAUCGAGGAAAGAUCGGGGAGUAUAAAAGCAGCCAUGGAUCGGGAAAUCCAACAUUAGCAAUCUUAAUUCGGAACAGUCACCAUGGUACUGUGCUCAGCACUUAUACUCUCGUCCUUCUUGUUCUUUUUUUCUACUACGUCUCUAUACGGGGCGUCCAUCUCCACCACUGACAUCGGUCUGUGGUGGAAAGGACUCUCUGUCAUAGCAGACAAAAUCGUCUGCGGCGUUCCCGGUGGAAUCAUGGAUCUCAAUUCGAGGUUGACCUCCCUCGAGGAUAGCCUGUCUCGGAUCGUUGAUAUCGACGUCGUUGAGCCAAUCGUCGUCGAGAGUAUGGUUCCUGUAGCAGCUUCCGAACCUUCCUCGACGCCUAUUGAUUCCCCGCCUAAUGAAGAUUUCGUCGAGCCUCGCUCAGUUCGUCUCGCGCCUAUGGUCACACAGACUCCGUCAAACUCGAAGACAUUCCCGGUGUUAACGCUCUUGGCGUUAUUCUUCGUGGUCUGUGCCGUCGUGGUGGUUCUCAGCAGGGCGUUCAAGCCGUCCCAGCAUCGUCCUGCAUCUACUCCGGUGUACGUCCCAAGAUCAUCUCCGGUCCCUGGUUCCAGCGGACGAACAUUGUUCUUUGCGCUCGUCUUCGCUGUCAUGGUCGCCAUUGCUCUUGGUCUCCUUCUCGUCCAGGAUCUUCUCUCUGAGAAUCAUUCCGCGUCUGUCGACGGCCUCCGUGUUGCUGUGUUCACACACGUAGGAAUGACGGGAGUCUAUGUCCUGGUCUCUGCCGUGUUGGACAUGCUGGAGAGACGUCUAGCAACUGAAGGAAGUGGUAUUGGCCAAGGCGAGGCUGCCGCCGCAGAGGAUACACUUGCAGGAAGACACGGAGAACGUGACAUAGGCUCAUUGUUGAUUUCGGAUGUUCAGACAUCAACAGGCACGGUGUCGUUCCCAUCUGGAAACCUUGGACACAGUAGUGCUAGCGCGGUCUACUCGUCAACAAAGUCUACCAAUGAUCUCGUCUUCAAAGCACCCGACACCCAGAUUACCUCUUCUGCCGGCGAGUCCAAUUCGGAUAAAUCAGUAUCAAGCUCGUAUGCUACGGUCCCGGAUCAGAAUGCCGUGUCGGAUAUGAUGGCUGGCGUGGAGUAUAACGUUUCGGAUUCUUUCGAAUCGGCUAUUCGUUCAAUGGCUAGUCGAGAAGACUUGCAGGGAGAGGUAUCCCUAGUUUCAUUCCCAACCAUCGGUUCUUUCAUAUGUCAUACCCCCCAGCUGGAUAAACUCCGCUCAGACCUUGCUGAGCUUGAAGAGGGCCUAGAGAAUAUGCCGCCCUUAACGUCCUUAUUUUCGAUGAUGGAUCUUCGGAAAUUAGAGUCGACUAAGUUAAGCGUGCCUCCAGUUGUCAAGGAACCGACACGAUGUACAUCCUCAUGCGAUGACUCCUCCGCAAUGAGUAAAGAUAUUUGGGCAAAGGAAUUUCUCCAGAAAUAUGUGUCUGAUGAAAACCUCGAUGACGACGCAUAUCUCGCUUUACUGUCCGCGCUUUUCACAAAGAGUGCUCUUGCGAAACACAAGCCUGGACUGUGUAAAGAACCGUCGACGGGUGGAGUUGUUGAAGAAAACCCCCCGUACAUCUCUUUGGGUCACGGUUGGCCUUCAUGGAUCAAGCACGUGUGGAUUAAGGAUUUUUUGUGCCGAUUUGUAUCGGAUGAAAUGCUCGCCAACGAUGCUUAUCUUGCCCUGAAGUCUGUGAUCCCUGCAGAGGCUGCUGUUGAGGAACAAGAACCUGAGCCCGAGUUGCUUGAGGAUUCGGUCAAGUCCACGGUCCGCUCACUGGAGCGGCCGUCCAACCCGGUCUUAGGCACUCUAUCCUCAAGCUCAUCUGUUAAUGAUGAUAGAUUGAAGGACUCAUUUAAGGUGCCGGCAGUCACGCCUUAUCCUAAGCGUGUGCCUUCCCCAUCUCGCAUUCCAUCCCCUGCUCGGCGAAAGGGGAUACCGCCUAUAUCCCGGGGUCAGAUAUCUGGAUCACCGUGCGGUGGUGGACCGACCUCCUCUCGCCCUCCACUAUCGGCUGGGAGGAGGCAACGACUGGGAAAGGAAAUUUCAUCCACCCCUUCGUUGCGUCCCAACCAGCGAAUCUUGAACCCAUGCCGUUCCCCCCUCGGUGCGCCUAUGAUGCGCCAGUGGGAUGAAAGCGGCCGCUCUAUGCGUCGGGCACGCCCCUGCCUGUCCCGUUCUAAAUCUCCUUGAUGAACCUACCACCAUGAUACACCAACGGGCGCUUAGAGAUGACGAGGAUAUUGACUUUACAAACUAUCAGUAUCCUGUCGCAGCGUUGAAUCUUAGGGAUGAUCAGCGGUGCAUCGGGGUCGACGGGCUCUGGUGCAUGCAGCUGGUCACCGGAGGAGGGCUGGUUCGCUGACGAGCUUAUCAGUCCUUCCUCUAUCCCUGGCAUACGAGGAACCUUGGAGACGGUGUGGUCGACGGGCUAUCACUGUUCUCUGAGGGCCUCGGAAGGA
Desarmillaria tabescens is the source of this 2804-nucleotide messenger RNA. RefSeq lists its product as uncharacterized. Lineage: Eukaryota; Fungi; Basidiomycota; Agaricomycetes; Agaricales; Physalacriaceae. The record is from RefSeq and is a predicted model, not a curated record. Bases 382 to 2535 code for a protein of 717 amino acids. The transcript is spliced from 10 exons.